UGCCUUUAACUUAGUGCAAUUUUGAAUAUUAACUCGUUCGGUUGCCAAAAAAUAAAGGUGUCCGGUUUGCAGUAUUUUAAAAUGAAAAAAUCCAUAAGGCUCGAGGCUCCCGAUGGUGGUUGGGGAAUUCUUGUUUGUUUUGGAAUGGCAAUGCCGUUUAUAAGCAUUCUUGGUUCGUUUCCAUCAUUCGGUCUGGUUUUUGGGGACUUUUUGAAGAGUAUCGGAGCUGAAACAAGUGCCAUAGCUUUCAUAACAAGUGCUUUCUUUUGUUCCCUAAGCUUUGCGGGACUCUUCUCGAAUAGUCUUUUUAACCGAUUUUCCAGAAGGACCGUUGGAAUUGUUGGUGGAAUAUUGUAUUUCAUUGGAAACGUGAUGCAAGUUUAUGUUAAAACCACUGCUGAACUAACAGUGGCCUACAGUUUAGUACAGGGUAUUGCCGCUGGUCUAAUAAUUCCCGCCUCCUACACGUGCUUCAAUAGUUAUUUUGUCAAAAAACGCGUUAUGAUGAUGGCGUUUAGUCAAACUGUCAUCGGAGUCGGAACUAUGUGUUAUCCGGUGGUGAUACAAAAACUCAACGAAUUGUAUGGAUUUAGAGGAUCACUGUUGAUCCUUGCAGCUAUCAACAGUCAUGCAAUUCUAGGAAUGCUUAUUAUGCAGCCAGUGGAAUGGCAUAUGAAAAAAAUUGUUGUGAAUAAUGAUAUUGAAAGAGAUCGUUCGGAACCUCUCAUGAACGCUGAAGAACGAGGCUCUCGGCAGUCUAUGCAUUUGCGUCCACACGAAAAUCUUUCAAGUCGAAUGGGAAGCUAUAUCAGUUUGGGCACGUGGAACGGGCCAAUUGGUGUGAGUGCUGAAUCUGUUAAGAAGCGAUCUUACUGGCAAUGUAUUGAAGAUUUUUUGGAUCUGUCACUUUUGAAGGACCCCAUUUAUUUGAACAUAGUUUUGGGAAUGUCAUUUGCUUUGUAUUCGGAUUUGGCAUUUUUUACAUUGCAACCGAUGUAUCUUUUUGAAUUGAAUUAUACAAAGAUGGAAACUGCUAACAUUAUCGCGUUUGGGGCUGCCGCUGAUUUGAUAUCACGUGUUAUCAUAGCUUUAAGCGCUAUAUUUGUGACAGUUUCAUCUCGUCAUAUAUAUUUGGCUGGAUCGUUUUUCACAUUUAUCACACGAUUUGCUUUCCUGGAAGUCUUUGAUUAUGUUAAUAUGGCGAUAGUAACUGCCAUCAUGGGUUUCUUGCGCACAUGGAUCCACGUUACAAUGCCAUUGGUCAUUGGAGAAUAUCUUUCAACAGAACGUUUUUCAUCUGGAUAUGGUCUGUUUAUGUUCCUGCAAGGAAAUAUAACAUUUUUAAUAGGACCAAUUGUGGGUUACGUUCGUGAUCGGACAAAAGAUUAUGUUGUAACAUUUCAUUGUGUAAACAUUUUUAUGGGACUUUGUGUAUUUCCAUGGCUAAUAGAAGUAUUUUAUCUUAAAUGCCGAAAAUACAAAAAUAGCACUAGAUCAUGACUUUAAAUAAUUUUAAGAAUAGUAAAUAAAAAUAAUAAUAUAUAAGUAAA
Molecule: messenger RNA, 1550 nt
Organism: Eupeodes corollae
Lineage: Eukaryota; Metazoa; Arthropoda; Insecta; Diptera; Syrphidae
Product: monocarboxylate transporter 7
Exons: 5
Coding region: 82-1500 (472 amino acids)
Biological process (GO): monocarboxylic acid transport; transmembrane transport
Molecular function (GO): monocarboxylic acid transmembrane transporter activity
Source: RefSeq, a predicted model, not a curated record